Messenger RNA from Capsella rubella, 1189 nucleotides. RefSeq names its product glycerophosphodiester phosphodiesterase GDPD4. The coding region runs from base 44 to 1030 and encodes 328 amino acids. The transcript is spliced from 8 exons. NCBI's taxonomy places the organism in Eukaryota, Viridiplantae, Streptophyta, Magnoliopsida, Brassicales, Brassicaceae. Gene Ontology annotation, molecular function: phosphoric diester hydrolase activity. Gene Ontology annotation, biological process: lipid metabolic process. The record is from RefSeq and is a predicted model, not a curated record.
GUCUUCAUUAGCUCCUAAAACAACCUUCGUUGUCUUUCAGCUAAUGGCGAUUUUUGAAUGGCGGCAGAAAAGACGGCCACUCGACGGCGGAGGAACUCGCCGCCGUCGUUUCUUCAGGCCAUUGUAUUCGCGAAAAUUCAAGAGAAUGUUUCUCUUUGCUGUGGCCUUCUUAGCUAUCUUCCCUCCUCUCUUCUUCCAUUUCAAGCUCCGACGAAUUCGUCAGAUUGUCGCGCAAAAGUGCGAUUGGCUUCACCAUCCUCCACUUGUCUGUGCUCACGGCGGCGAUUCAACCCUCGCUUUCCCAAACACUAUGGAUGCUUACAAUUUAGCUAUACGUUCUCGAGUUGAUUGCAUCGAAGUCGAUGUUUCACGUUCAUCCGAUGGUGUUUUAUUCGCUCUCCACAACAGGGAUCUGCAGCGUAUUGCUCUUAACUCUUCUGUUCAAGUUGGAGAUCUGAGUAUGAAACAGAUCAAGGAACUUGAUGUCUCACAAAUUGUUGACGGGACCUUGGUGAAUCGUAGGAUUCCUACUCUUGAAGAUGCUUUAGCGUUGAUAUCAAAUUCAGUCCGGCGAGUGAUUCUUGAUGCGAAAGUUGGACCGCCAAUGUAUGAAAAGGGAUUUGCACAAGACAUUCUUUCUGUUAUGGAGAGAGCGCAGUGCAAGAAUUGCAUCAUAUGGGCCAAAAGCGACACUUUGACUAGGGACAUAAUCAGACGAGCACCAUAUACUACGGUGGGAUACAUUGUGAUGGUAGAUCCUUUGACCGGGUCGAGAAACAGCCUGCUGAGAAUGAAGGGUGCUAGGGUUGUGGGAGUGUAUCAUCCUUUGAUUGAUGAAGAUUUGGUUAGAGUUGUGCGUCGGAGAAACAAAGAGGUGUAUGCAUGGACUGUGGAUGAUGCUGAUCCAAUGAAAAGGAUGCUUCACUUAGGUGUGGAUGCUGUUGUUACGAGCGAUCCAUCUAUGUUUCAAGGUCUCAUGGAAGAUCUUAGAACUGAGUGUCUUGAAGAAGGGUUUUCCAUACGGACAUAAUAAUCUUCUGGUUAGAGCAACAGAGAACUGAUAUUAGUUCCAUGUUUAGUUAGUUUAAGACCAACUUAGCUGUUUUUAUACGAUUCACCAAACUCAAGCAUUCUUAAAAAUUACAGUUUCAGCUCAGAAGUUUCUGAUAAAGUUCAAUAUCUUUCUGUU